Drosophila erecta is the source of this 1527-nucleotide messenger RNA. RefSeq lists its product as uncharacterized. Lineage: Eukaryota; Metazoa; Arthropoda; Insecta; Diptera; Drosophilidae. The transcript has 2 exons. Bases 536 to 937 code for a protein of 133 amino acids. The record is from RefSeq and is a predicted model, not a curated record.
AAUUGUGUCACUUAACAGGCAGCUCAACAGACCCAGCAAAUAAGUGCUUUGAAGUUUUACUAUUUGCUAUUAGGAACUAUGAAUACCCUGGCUUAAUAGGGUAGUUAAUAUAUCUAGUUAUAUUCAUUGGGAACAUAUGUCCAUACCUAUCUUCCAUGUAUGAUGUGUGUACUAUCACUUUGGCAAGUGUAAUUGCCACUUUGUUGCAUACCACGCUGUGUGAUUUCAAUGCCACUUGUAUUAGGUAACUGUCAGCCUGAUAUACCCCGCAACAGCAGUUGGUUAGAGUAUCAGAGGUGUGCGACAAUCGUGAAUGGCCCGGCCAAGAGAGAGCCAGCUGGAGUGCCUAUCACACCUGCCGCCGAUAAGAGUUUUUCCAGGCGACACAAUGGCAAUAUUUAACCUCUGACGGCAGCUCAUUUGAGUUUCACACGCCGCUAGAGGAGGAGGCGGAGGUGGUGGCCAGCCCAGCAUAUCGAAUCAUCAAGAGCAGAAUCCGAAAGGAGCGGGGCAUCGUGGGCGAACACAUGUUGCCAUGUUGACAAGGGCGCGGACGUGGGAGUGGGAGCGGUUGCCAGCGAUGCGGCUGCUGUGGCUGCUCUGUUUGCUAGCUGGUCAGGUGCUGCUCGGCAACGGCGCCUCGGUCACCUGGGGUCAUGUCCACAAAUACGCCAGCGUGCUGCACACCGAAGAUGUUUACCUGCCGCCGGGCAGCCCCGGCCGAGAUGUGGCCUACGGCUCGCAGAAUGGCAGCGAUAACUACCGGAUUACGGGCGUGCACGUCGAGGAUCUCGGCGCGCAAGGAGCGGAGGCAGUCCUCACGGCUGGCGGCAUUGGCCAGCAGUUUGUGGUCCUUCACUGCCGGCGACUUCGGGGCGCCGAGGAGCAGCCACAGGCGGCUCAUCUCGAGGUGUCCAUCUAUGGGGUGGACUUAUAGGCUGUUUGCUACUGGUGGGGGCAGUAAUCCCCCAUUGUUGUAAAUAUCAAUUGGGGUGGAGAACUUUCAGCCUGAGUUAGUAUAUCUUAAGUAAACAUGUGACUUCAUGUAAAGUAUCUGUAGGAUGCGGAUAGCAUUAUUUGAGCAUCUGCAGCACUAAGCCUCCCACGCCAACCUAUUCUAGUGCUAUCUGUAGUGAAAUCGAGCUGCUCAGAUUGUAUUUACUACCUACGCCCUACAGUCGCUAUAGUAAUGAUGGGUUUGGGCUUUUUAUCUGCUCUUUGGACUGAAAACUUUGCAACUGGCACUGAACAACGUAAUCAUAUCUUAAGUUGGGAGUUGCCAGGGGUUGUGAAGUCGGAUGUCGCUUAUGACCUUAUGGAAAUGGGCCAAAACUAUGUUGGUUUGUAACUUUUUCCUUAUUUUUCCAUGGCUGCCAGAUGCACGGGCUUAAAUUUAUUUAAUUGAAAUGUAAUAAGACCAACAAGUCGGAACGGACGUUAUAAUAAACUUCCCUCAAACAAAACAUGAAUUGUAAAUCAUGUGUGUGUUUCUGCGGUGAGCGAAAUGAGUUGUGGGCUGUGUGGGCA